Pongo pygmaeus (Bornean orangutan) is the source of this 5809-nucleotide messenger RNA. It is a transcript of the gene ADGRF5, whose product is annotated as adhesion G protein-coupled receptor F5. The coding region runs from base 254 to 4414 and encodes 1386 amino acids. Gene Ontology annotation, biological process: regulation of lipid metabolic process; adenylate cyclase-activating G protein-coupled receptor signaling pathway; fat cell differentiation. Gene Ontology annotation, molecular function: G protein-coupled receptor activity. The record is from RefSeq and is a predicted model, not a curated record. Gene Ontology annotation, cellular component: membrane; cytoplasmic vesicle. Lineage: Eukaryota; Metazoa; Chordata; Mammalia; Primates; Hominidae. The transcript is spliced from 22 exons.
CCCGGCUUCUUCCUGCAGCAGAGAACAGAAGGCAGUUCACCUCUGCUCCUGACAGCCUGGGAACCCGCAAGAGCCCCAGCAUUUGAAGUCUGGUCUUGUGAGACCCCACCCUCCUCUGGCUGUGUGAUCGAAUGGGAUGCCCUCAAGGUUCACCUCACCUGAGAGGUUUUUGGGCAGAUCAGCAGUAAGGUGUUAAAUUUUAGGAGCCUGAAAACCCCAGAAGAGAAAGGACAACCAACUCAAACCUGAAGACAUGAAAUCCCCAAGGAGAACCACUUUGUACCUCAUGUUUAUUGUGAUUUAUUCUUCCAAAGCUGCACUGAACUGGAAUUUCGAGUCUACUAUUCAUCCUUUUAGUCUUCAUGAACAUGAACCAGCUGGUGAGGAGGCACUGAGGCAAAAACGAGCCGUUGCCACAAAAAGUCCUACAGCUGAAGAAUACACUGUUAAUAUUGAGAUCAGUUUUGAAAAUGCAUCUUUCCUGGAUCCUAUCAAAGCCUACUUGAACAGCCUCAGUUUUCCAAUUCAUGGGAAUAACACUGACCAAAUUACCGACAUUUUGAGCAUAAAUGUGACAACAGUCUGCAGACGUGCUGGAAAUGAAAUCUGGUGCUCCUGUGAGACAGGCUAUGGGUGGCCUCGGGAAAGGUGUCUUCACAAUCUCAUUUGUCAAGAGCAUGACGUCUUCCUCCCAGGGCACCAUUGCAGUUGCCUUAAAGAACUGCCUCCCAAGGGACCUUUUUGCCUGCUUCAGGAAGAUGUUACCCUGAACAUGAGAGUCAGACUAAAUGUAGGCUUUCAAGAAGACCUCAUGAACACUUCCUCUGCCCUCUAUAGGUCCUACAAGACUGACUUGGAAACAGCGUUCCGGAAGGGUUACGGAAUUUUACCAGGCUUCAAGGGCGUGACUGUGACAGGGUUCAAGUCUGGAAGUGUGGUUGUGACAUAUGAAGUCAAGACUACACCACCAUCACUUGAGUUAAUACAUAAAGCCAAUGAACAAGUUGUACAGAGCCUCAAUCAGACCUACAAAAUGGACUACAACUCCUUUCAAGCGGUUACUGUCAAUGAAAGCAAUUUAUCUGUCACACCAGAAAUCAUCUUUGAAGGGGACACAGUCAGUCUGGUGUGUGAAAAGGAAGUUUUGUCCUCCAACGUGUCUUGGCGCUAUGAAGAACAGCAGUUGGAAAUCCAGAACAGCAGCAGAUUCUCAAUUUACACUGCCGUGUUCAACAACAUGACUUCGGUGUCCAAGCUCACCAUCCACAACAUCACUCCGGGUGAUGCAGGUGAAUAUGUUUGCAAACUGAUAUUAGACAUUUUUGAAUAUGAGUGCAAGAAGAAAAUAGAUGUUAUGCCCAUCCAAAUUUUGGCAAAUGAAGAAAUGAAGGUGAUGUGCGACAACAAUCCUGUAUCUUUGAACUGCUGCAGUCAGAGUAAUGUUAAUUGGAGCAAAGUAGAAUGGAAGCAGGAAGGAAAAAUAAGUAUUCCAGGAACCCCUGAGACAGACAUAGGUUCUAGCUGCAGCAGAUACACCCUCAAGGCUGAUGGAACCCAGUGCCCAAGCGGGUCGUCUGGAACAACAGUCGUCUACACUUGCGAGUUCAUCAGUGCCUACGGAGCCAGAGGCAGUGCAAACAUAAAAGUAACAUUCAUCUCUGUGGGAGAUAAUUCCAGCCACAAAAGUGAAGUGCACGAGGUCCUAAGGCAUGUGAUGGAAAUGAGUACAUUGCAGAGCACCACCAGGAACAGCCUAGAAACGAGUAAAGCCCGGGAGCAGCAAGCCAAUCUAACAAUAACCCCGGACCCAAUUUCUGUUUCUGAGGGACAAAACUUUUCUAUAAAAUGCAUCAGUGAUGUGAGUAACUAUGAUGAGGUUUAUUGGAACACUUCUGCUGGAAUUAAAAUAUACCAAAGAUUUUAUACCACGAGGAGGUAUCCUGAUGGAGCAGAAUCAGUACUGACAGUCAAGACCUCGACCAGGGAGUGGAACGGAACCUAUCACUGCAUAUUUAGAUAUAAGAAUUCAUACAGUAUUGCAACCAAAGAUGUCAUUGUUCACCAGCUGCCUCUAAAGCUGAACAUCAUGGUUGAUCCUUUGGAAGCUACUGUUUCAUGCAGUGGUUCCCAUCACAUCAAGUGCUGUAUAGAGGAGGAUGGAGACUACAAAGUUACUUUCCAUGUGGGUUCCUUGUCCCUUCCUUCUGCAAAAGAAGUUAACAAAAAACAAGUGUGCUACAAACACAAUUUCAAUGCAAACUCAGUUUCCUGGUGUUCAAAAACUGUCGAUGUGUAUUGUCACUUUACCAAUGCUGCUAAUAAUUCAGUCUGGAGCCCAUCUAUGAAGCUGAAUCUGGUUCCUGGGGAAAACAUCACAUGCCAGCAUCCCAUAAUAGGUGCCGGAGAGCCGGGGAAAGUCAUCCAGAAGCUAUGCCGGUUCUCAAAUGUUCCCAGCAGCCCUGACAGUCCCAUUGGCGGGAUCAUCACUUACAAAUGUGUAGGCUCCCAGUGGGAGGAGAAGAGAAAUGACUGCAUCUCUGCCCCAAUAAACAGUCUGCUCCAGAUGGCUAAGGCUUUGAUCAAGAGCCCCUCUCAGGAUGAGAUGCUCCCUACAUACCUGAAGGAUCUUUCUACUAGCAUAGACAAAGUGGAACAUGAAAUCAGCUCUUCUCCUGGGAGUCUUGGAGCCAUUAUUAACAUCCUUGAUCUGCUCUCAACAGUUCCAACCCAAGUAAAUUCAGAAAUGAUGAUGCACGUGCUCUCUACGGUUAAUGUCAUCCUUGGCAAGCCCGUCUUGAACACCUGGAAGGUUUUACAACAGCAAUGGACCAAUCAGAGUUCACAGCUACUACAUUCAGUGGAAAGAUUUUCCCAAGCAUUACGGUCAGGAGAUAGCCCUCCUUUGUCCUUCUCCCAAACUAAUGUGCAGAUGAGCAGCAUGGUAAUCAAGUCCAGCCACCCAAAAGCCUAUCAACAGAGGUUUGUUUUCCCAUACUUUGACCUCUGGGGCAAUGUGGUCAUUGACAAGAGCUAUCUAGAAAACUUACAGUCAGAUUCGUCUAUUGUCACCAUGGCUUUCCCAACUCUCCAAGCCAUCCUUGCCCAGGAUAUCCAGGAAAAUAACUUUGCAGAGAGCUUAGUGAUGACAACCACUGUCAGCCACAAUAUGACUAUGCCAUUCAGGAUUUCAAUGACUUUUAAGAACAACAGCCCUUCAGGUGGCGAAACAAAGUGUGUCUUCUGGAACUUCAGGCUUGCCAACAACACAGGGGGGUGGGACAGCAGUGGGUGCUAUGUUGAAGAAGGUGAUGGGGACAAUGUCACCUGUAUCUGUGACCACCUAACAUCAUUCUCCAUCCUCAUGUCCCCUGACUCCCCAGAUCCUAGUUCUUUCCUGGGAAUACUCCUGGAUAUUAUUUCUUAUGUUGGGGUGGGCUUUUCCAUCUUGAGCUUGGCGGCCUGUCUAGUUGUGGAAGCUGUGGUGUGGAAAUCGGUGACCAAGAACCGGACUUCCUAUAUGCGCCACACCUGCAUAGUGAAUAUCGCUGCCUCCCUUCUGGUCGCCAACACCUGGUUCAUUGUGGUAGCUGCCAUCCAGGACAAUCGCUACAUACUCUGCAAGACAGCCUGUGUGGCUGCCACCUUCUUCAUCCACUUCUUCUACCUCAGCGUCUUCUUCUGGAUGCUGACACUGGGCCUCAUGCUGUUCUAUCGCCUGGUUUUCAUUCUGCAUGAAACAAGCAGGUCCACUCAGAAAGCCAUUGCCUUCUGUCUUGGCUAUGGCUGCCCACUUGCCAUCUCGGUCAUCACGCUGGGAGCCACCCAGCCCCGGGAAGUCUAUACGAGGAAGAAUGUCUGUUGGCUCAACUGGGAGGACACCAAGGCCCUGCUGGCUUUCGCCAUCCCAGCACUGAUCAUUGUGGUGGUGAACAUAACCAUCACUAUUGUGGUCAUCACCAAGAUCCUGAGGCCUUCCAUUGGAGACAAGCCAUGCAAGCAGGAGAAGAGCAGCCUGUUUCAGAUCAGCAAGAGCAUUGGGGUCCUCACACCACUCUUGGGCCUCACUUGGGGUUUUGGUCUCACCACUGUGUUCCCAGGGACCAACCUUGUGUUCCAUAUCAUAUUUGCCAUCCUCAAUGUCUUCCAGGGAUUAUUCAUUUUACUCUUUGGAUGCCUCUGGGAUCUGAAGGUACAGGAAGCUUUGCUGAAUAAGUUUUCAUUGUCGAGAUGGUCUUCACAGCACUCAAAGUCAACAUCCCUGGGUUCAUCCACACCUGUGUUUUCUAUGAGUUCUCCAAUAUCAAGGAGAUUUAACAAUUUGUUUGGUAAAACAGGAACGUAUAAUGUUUCCACCCCAGAAGCAACCAGCUCAUCCCUGGAAAACUCAUCCAGUGCUUCUUCGUUGCUCAACUAAGAACAGGAUAAUCCAACCUACGUGACCUCCCGGGGACAGUGGAUGUGCUUUUAAAAAGAGAUCCUUGCAAAGCAAUGGGGAACGUGUUCUCGGGGCAAGUUUUCCGGAGCAGAUGCCAAAAAGACUUUUUCAUAGAGAAGAGGCUUUCUUUUGUAAAGACAGACUAAAAAUAAUUGUUAUGUUUAUGUUUGUUCCCUCCCCCUCCCCCUUGUGUGAUACCACAUGUGUAUAGUAUUUAAGUGAAACUCAAGCCCUCAAGGCCCAACUUCUCUAUCUAUAUUGUAAUAUAGAAUUUCAAAGAGACAUUUUCACUUUUUACACAUUGGGCACAAAGAUAAGCUUUGAUUAAAGUAGUAAGUAAAAGGCUACCUAGGAAAUACUUCAGUGAAUUCUAAGAAGGAAGGAAGGAAGAAAGGAAGGAAAGAAGGGAGGGAAACUGGGAGAAAUGGAAAAAGAAGAAAAAGAGAAAGAUGAAAAUAGGAACAAAUAAAGACAAACAACAUUAAGGGCCACAUUGUAAGAUUUCCAUGUUAAUGAUCUAAUAUAAUCACUCAGAUAGUGCAACAUUGAGAAUUUUUUUUAAUGGCUCAAAAAUGGAAACUGAAAGUAAGUCACGGGGAACUAACACUUUGGGCAGCAUCUUCCUGAUGUCUUCUUAGCUAAGAGGAGGAAAAAAAGGCUGAAAAAAUAGGGAGGAAAUUCCUUCAUCAGAACGACUUCAAGUGGAUAACAAUAUUUAUAAGAAAUGAAUGGAAGGAAACAUGAUCCUCCUGAGGCUAACUUUGUAUGUUAAGGUUUGAACUAAGUGAAUGUAUCUGCAGAGGAAGUAUUAUAAAGAUAUGCCAUUAGAUCCAAGUGCUGAUUAAAUUUUUAGUUUAUCAGAAAAGCCUUAUAUUUUAGUUUGUUCCACAUUUUGAAAGCAAAAAAUAUAUAUUUUAUAUACCCUUCAAUUGCCAAAUUUGAUAUAUUGCACUGAAGACAGACCCUUUCAUAUAUUUAAUGGCUUCAAGCAGGUACUUCUCUGUGCAUUAUAGAAUAGAUUUUAAUAAUCUUAUAGCAUUGUAUAUUAUUAUUGCUGUUGUCACUGUUAUUGUUAUUGUGGAUAAUGGCCCUUGGUGUGUUGCAUAGCUCCCUAUGUAUUCUCUGUUUCCAUCUUUAAGUUCCCAGACCAAUAUACAUUAAGAGUUUUGCAUGGUCUAAGUUGUGUUUAUUCCAACCACUUGGAAAGCUCCUGGAAAGAAAUUUUACAUUCGGUUGUUCUGUGCUCCUAAUGACACUUGACCUUGUUGAACAAAUGGCAGAGCCUUUCCCAAGGAUUGGAUUGUUUGUGAAUUAUCUGCAUGUGUGCUUUUUUUUGGUGUGUAUUUCAUUAAAAAAUAUAAAUAUUUAUGAAAA